GGUUGAAAUUAAAUAAAUGUCAGGAGAGUAUAGGUCGUUUUUUAUAUUGUUGAAAAUGUCAAAAUCACUCUAAUAUACACUAUAAGUUCUGUAAAAUUUCUAAAGUGUUUAAUACCAAAAAUUUUAAUAAUUAGUUACUAAGAUUACUGUUUUAAGUGUUUUAGUUAUUGGCUUAUUGCAAUUCUAAAUUAAUUAGUGUUGAGGUACUAUAUCACUAUCAGUAUAUGUAUUAGCAGUAUUUAUUAAUCAUGGCAAAGAAAAAGGAUACAAGUACCGAAGAAGAUAUGUCAAUUGGACUUGAGAUUCUAACUACUUCUCCACGGAAAAAGCAUAAAAAGCAUAAACAUAAGAAACACAAGAAAAAACGAACAGCAGAUCAAGAUGGAGAAGAAGGAUCUGGAUAUGGAAGUCCAGAGGCAUCAGUCGUUAGUGAAUCUGCUAAGCCUGCUUUGAAAUUAAAAAUCAAGAUAGGAGGUCAGACACUGGGAGAAAAAAGUGUUGUAAAAGCAGAGAUUCCAGAGCCUUCCAGCGAAGAUUCUGAAGGUGUUGUGGUUGAUGAACGGCUCUCUCCGUCUCAGUCAAGUAACUCAGCUACUAUGCCCACUCUAACUGGAGUUGGACCAGGACACUCUUGUGUUGGCAGUGAGGAAGAAGAGGAGGCUUGGCUUGAAGCUUUAGAGUCUGGGCGGUUAGAGGAAGUGGAUGAAGAAUUAAAAAAGAUGAGAGAUCCAACAUUCAUGACUGCUCGACAGAAAGCUCUAUUGGAAAACAAAUCAAAAGAAAAAGAUGAUCCACCACCUCCUACAGUUUAUCCAGAAAAGCCAAUGACAGAAGAAAUGAUGCAACGGAGAAUGAUGCGAGCCAAGAAACGAAAGCAACAGGCAGAAGAAAAGCGGGAAAAAGACAAGAAACAAACAAUUGAGAGGUUGCUGAAGAAAACAGAUGCCAAAGUUAAAGGAAGCAAGUACCAACUGAAGCUAGCUAAAAAGUCUCAGGUGCCAAAGUUGUCUUGUGUUAGGAACCAAGAUGGAGUAACCCUCUCACUGCCUCCAGGACAUCAGUUUCCCAUAAUUGCCCAGACUGCUAAACUACCUCCAGCAAUUAUCAAAUGUGGAAUGAUUGGAUGUAAUCAGCCUAAGAAAUAUUCCUGCUCUAAAACAGGAGUUCCACUCUGUAGUCUACAGUGUUACAAAAGGAAUCUGAUGGCUUUCCAGAAAACUGUACAUAAUUCUGUCAUUGUUGCUUGAAUGGUUCUCUUAGAAAGUGGGAUUUUCAUUUUGUAGUUGCAAGUGAUACAAAACAAAUUCACAGUUUUGUUGGAAUCUGGACAAAAUAUUAUGGGUACUGCUUAACCAGAGAGGAAACCGUGUUGAAAAGCCUGAUUGAAUAAAUAUUUGAGAAUUAAAGCCAUGCAAUAGUGAUUACAUAAAGAACACUAUAGAUUUUCAGAAGAAAGUCUGUAGUAUUCAUAAUAAGGAAAAUUAUAGUUAAUGAAUCCAUUGGUAAGGAAAGUUGUGCAGCAUUUAUGUAAAAAGGCUAUUGAUUAUUUCUCAAAAGAAAUAGUACCACUAACAGUCAUAUCUACUAUUGCGUAGGUAUCAGGAGAACAGGAUCUUCAAAAAAAAUAAUUUUAUUCAGGAUAUAAACAUAAAUCUUUGGAAUUAAAUCUGGAUACCUUGGAACCUCUUUUGUACACAUCUUUAUAUUGUAAGAGACCUGGAAAUUUUUUUAUAGUAAGUUUUGUCAUAUUGGUGUGUCUCUAACACAUUGACUGCAGCUGCUUUAAAUGCACGUGCAGAAUUUUUGCAAGCUGUACACUGUAUGUGGCACACUUGCAUUCAACUGCUGGCGGUGUACAUUACCCUAUAUGGUGAAUCAGCAGUCAGUGGAUUAAAAAAAGAAAAAACAAAAAAGGACUGGUUAUUUAAAAAUUCUUUAAAGAUGUUGAUGCACUACUGUUAAAUCAAAAGUUCACUUCACUUAUGCUUUAAGCUAAGAAUUAAGUGGAAGAAAGAAUAUAUAUAGUAUGAACUACCUCAUUUUAUUGGUAAGGUUACUGUGCAUGACAUACAUGUAUCACUAGACUACUACAAUUUCAAUAAUGUGGUAAAAGAAAACUAACAAUUUGAAUAAUGUUUCCAUCUUUUGUUAGUUUUGCUGUCACAAUGAACUUAAACAUAUUUCUUUCCUAACUUGAGUUCAUAUGUAAUGCAGAAAUGCUGUGUCUGUGUUUUACUCUUUUGUUAAUAUGCAUCAUGAACUUGUGAAAAUAUUAAGUAUCCAAGUUGGCACCAUUUCAUUAUAUAUAUAUAUAUAUAUAUAUAAACAUCAGCUACUUUACAAAAGUGCCUUCUGUUAUCUAAUUUAGUCAGGAACAAAUCCAUAAGAUAGUCUUGUUAGCAUAUAGUGAGGUACAAAUCCAUAAGACAUGAUGAGAUGAUGUCAGCUUGCUGAUGCCACAAUCAUACUUUGAAAAGAGUCAAAUCAUUAAUAUUGUGUAUUUUAGUAAAAGCAGACUGAGUACUGUCUUGUGUGUUUGUAAAGUUUUUUGUAACACUUUGUGUAUUUAAAGUUUCACAAAAUUAAUAGUUAUAAUAUUAAUGAAAAUGAUGAAAGGUAAGUAGAAUUGUAUAAGAAUUGGAACCCAGUGGUAAACAGCUAAUUCUGUUAGUCUUUAUUUCAUAGGUCUGUGGACUGUUGUGCAAAAUUGUGUGUGAGAAAUCACACAAAUUUGUAGCUAUUCAGUAGGGUUUAGACUCCAUAUGCAUUUGAAGUAAUAUGUUUCUUAAAGUAAAAGAUGUUCUCUCAACAAAUAGAGAACAGUGUAAACUUUUAACCCAAAACAGUUCUGUCAAAUACUUAUUAUAUUUUGAACAUUUAAUCACUGAUUCAUUGUUAAGUUCUCACAUUACCUUAUAUUUAUAUGUACUCUACAUAUACAUAUAAAGCAUAAAUGGGAAAAAAUGUAUUUUAUCUUUAUCUAAUUAACAAUUACUUUGAAAGAAUUGUGUUUCUUGACCUUUAGAAAUUUAUUUAUACUUAGAGAAAUUGAAAUGUUGAUCAUAUAUUUGUUUUUAGUAAAAGACAAAAACAUUUACAAAAUUCUUUGUAAUAACAUUUUGUCUGUGAAGAAUUUGGUAGCAUAAAGAGUGACAUCCUUGCUGAUAUGUCAUUACAAAAAGAACUAGAACAUUUGAAAAUGCCAUGAUAAGAUACACAGUAGUAAAGCAGUAAGUGGAAAUACUCAGUGUUUAUAUAGUUAACUUUCUAUGGGAAAAGAGUAUUGAAAGUUGUCUUUUGUUGUUCUGUAAAAUAAAUUUUCUUUAGAAUGAAAAAUAUGGUUUGUUCAACUCUAGCAUAUUGGAUUACUAAUAUGUUAUAAAGUAAGGGUUAUAAAAAAUUAACAUCAAAAAAAUUAACUUGAAAAAGCAGCUGUAUGGCAUUAUAAUGGUUUUAAUGAACCUGAAUUGUAUUCUGAAUUCCUAAGAUGUAAAUUAAGUUAUUACUAAAUUAUGUGCAAGGUCAAAGCAAACAAAAUACUUGUAAAACUAGUUAUCUUCAGAACUUAAAUUCAUGUUAAAAUUAGUUUUUAAAUGGUGUUAUAAACUAAGAUCAUAAUGUAGAAGUGACUAAACUUCGAACAUAUUAAAAAGUUUUUGUUUUGCUAAGUAAGCUUUGAAUGGUUAGUAAAAUAGCUUUUACACAUUAGUUUUAAGUAAAAUGUAUAUCAAUAAGAUUAGUCAUAAAUGGUUCUGUUAUACUGUAUCAGACUACUUUUCAUAGAAGUUUACUUGUUUGACAUAUCAUUGUAGUGUUUUAAUUGUUUAGUAAUGCUCAUGUUGUAAGUAAUCUGCAGUUUUUUAAAUAUUCUUACUUAAUGCUUUUCUUUUUCCAUGUUCCUGUGCAUUUUAUAUGAUAUUGUAUCAUUCUUGAUUAGUGAACCCUGUUAUAGUAUCUGUAUGUUUUGGCACUUUUCUGUAAAUAAAUUUGUAUCAUUAA
Messenger RNA from Limulus polyphemus (Atlantic horseshoe crab), 3999 nucleotides. Its product is annotated as INO80 complex subunit B-like. The record is from RefSeq and is a predicted model, not a curated record. NCBI's taxonomy places the organism in Eukaryota, Metazoa, Arthropoda, Merostomata, Xiphosura, Limulidae. The coding region runs from base 249 to 1247 and encodes 332 amino acids. Gene Ontology annotation, cellular component: Ino80 complex. Gene Ontology annotation, biological process: chromatin remodeling. The transcript is spliced from 9 exons.